AUGGCGGCUACUUCUCAACCUUUGAUUGUUCAAGAUUCUGUUCGUCAUUCUUCCGAUCAUUAUGAGAAUCCGUAUUACUUGCAUAACAACAAUCAUGCUGGAUUGAUUCUGGUUACGGAUCCUUUGACGACUGCUUCGGAUUUUCAUUCUUGGAGGAGAUCAGUUCAAAUGGCUUUGAACGUCCGUAACAAGCUCGGCUUCAAUGAUGGUACUAUCACUAAACCUUCUUCUACACAUAGAGAUUAUGGUGCUUGGUCUCGGUGCAAUGAUAUUGUAGCGACUUGGUUGAUGAAUUCGGUUUCCAAGAAGAUAGGUCAGAGCUUGUUGUUCAUUUCUACGGCUGAAGGGAUAUGGAAGAAUCUGAUUUCUAGGUUUAAGCAAGGUGAUGCUCCUAGAGUUUAUGAUAUAGAACAAAGAUUAAGUAAGAUUGAGCAAGGAUCUAUGGAUAUUUCGACUUACUAUACAGAGCUCGUCACUCUUUGGGAAGAACAUAGAAACUUUGUGGAAUUACCGGUUUGUACUUGUGACAAAUGUGAGUGUGAUGCAGCUGCUAUGUGGGAGAAAUUACAGCAUCUCAGUAUAGUUACAAAUUUUCUGAUGGGCUUGAAUGAGUCGUAUGAACAGACGAGAAGACACAUAUUGAUGCUUAAGCUGAUACCAACAACUGAAGAAGCUUUCAACAUUGUGACUCAAGAUGAAAGGCAACGCUCUAUCCGUCCUAUCACUGCAGUGGAUAAUGUUGCAUUUCAGACUUUGAAUCAUCAAUCUUCGGUUUCCCCGGCUUCUCUUAUGGAGGAUCAAGCAUAUGUUGCAGCGUACAAUGCUAGCAGGGCUUAUCAGAAACCUCUUUGUUCCCAUUGUGGGAAAGUUGGUCAUACGGUUCAAAAGUGUUUCAAGCUUCAUGGUUAUCCUCCAGGAUACAAGACUUAUGGUUCUUCUCAGUCUAAGAAUCAUUCUCAGUCUAAACCUUUUCAAUCUCAAGCAAAAUAUCCUCCCCAAGUAGCUGGUCAAGGAGUUUCUCAGAUGUCUAAUGAUGUUGCCACAGUGUGCAUUGAUAAAGACAUGAGAUCAUAUUCGUCUGCUCCUAGUGUCUCUCCUCAGUUGACUAGUGGUGGAUUAAAUCUCAUUCUACAGAGUUUUAGUCCAGAGCAUAUUCAAAGUCUCAUUGCACAAUCCAAUACUCAUGUUCGAGUUUCAGAGCCUCAAGUUCCUAAUUCAUAUGCCUCACAUUCUCGUGCCACUAUUACAGAACAUGGCGUCAUGUACCCUCAUUCUUCUUCUGGAACUUUCUCGGGGCUUGAUGAUUGGGAAGGGUAG
Brassica napus (rape) is the source of this 1317-nucleotide messenger RNA. RefSeq lists its product as uncharacterized. NCBI's taxonomy places the organism in Eukaryota, Viridiplantae, Streptophyta, Magnoliopsida, Brassicales, Brassicaceae. The transcript is spliced from 2 exons. The record is from RefSeq and is a predicted model, not a curated record. Bases 1 to 1317 code for a protein of 438 amino acids.